Messenger RNA from Talaromyces atroroseus, 3573 nucleotides. RefSeq lists its product as hypothetical. The transcript has a single exon. The record is from RefSeq and is a predicted model, not a curated record. Bases 1 to 3573 code for a protein of 1190 amino acids. Gene Ontology annotation, molecular function: nucleic acid binding; ATP binding. NCBI's taxonomy places the organism in Eukaryota, Fungi, Ascomycota, Eurotiomycetes, Eurotiales, Trichocomaceae.
AUGAACGGUGCAAGCGCAUCGUCCUCAGAGAAUGCCACACUUGUGGUCGAGAAUGGAAACCAAACUGGUUCUUUCUCCGAUGAAGUAAUAGAUCCCAGACUAAGGGCUUCGCCGAUGGCGACUACAUCCAAGCCGCCAUCGACUGGUACAACAGAUCCCACCAGAGAAACGCCGAAAGACAAGAAGACGAACACAAAGGCACGAAAUAGACGCGCUGGCGCUCAAUCGAAACCAUCGCGGAAGCCGUCUGGCCCAUGGCCUGACUCUCUGAAGCUUUUGUCCCAGACACACAGAGCUCUGAAUUUGGUGUACACCUUUUGUUGCACAAGGAAACAUCUUGCCACAACUUUUGAGACAAUCAAAGCUGCUGUGCAGGGCCAGAUGGGAGGUCGCGAAUUGACAAUCGAAGAUGUUGCAAAGAUCAAGGUUCUCAUUCCGCGGGCGGUCAAAUUUGAAUAUGUGGAUGAAGCAGCACUGGAGGUUAUGGGAGCUGGUGAAGGUGGAAAGGAUGAUUACAGAUGGAUGAAUGUGAAGAGUGCGAAUCUAGGCGGUGGCUUCAUUCCUAGUGAUGAUGCGCCUACUGUUGAACGGGAUGAACUGCAAGAAACGCGAGAUGUUUUGCUUUUUGAAUUCGUUGAUGAGGACUUGAGACGCCAGGUUAAGGAUAGUAAGACGGGAGAACCAACCAGACCAACAAAAAGGCUUAGAAAUGAUGAGCUGAAAAUGCCAGUUUACAGCCAAAAGCAGAUGCUGAAUUUGAUUGAAAAGAGAAACAAGAAGUUCUCGGACGCCAUUGAUGCCUUCCUGGUGAAAUGCGAAGACAACGGCGCAGAUCCUGUGGAACAAUUGGAAGCCGAGAAAGUCAUACCAAUGCCGUCCGUCAAGCAAGAUGCAGUCAAUCCUGCUAUUACGAGCGUUCCGCGUGAAAUACCGAAAGAACGCAAGCUAAUAGCGGAUAUAAUCUCAGAACUCAAGGAAAUGGAAUGGUAUACAGCCCAAAUAGUUCCAGAUGGCCAUAGGGUAUUCGAACCGCAGCCUGCGGUACACGGAGAUCUUAACUUUCCACUGUCACAAAACCUGGUCAACGCUCUUUACAACGCCAAAGGGAUAACACAGCUCUAUUCACAUCAAGCGGAAGCUAUCAACAAUUUAUAUGAAGGACACAACGUAAUUGUAUCAACAUCGACGAGCUCUGGGAAGUCUCUGAUCUAUCAAAUCCCGAUGCUUCACGAACUAGAACAAGACGCGAACAGUAGAGGGAUAUACAUCUUUCCAACCAAGGCUCUUGCACAGGAUCAAAAACGCAGCAUGAAGGGACUUCUCAACUACAUGGAAGGCCUGGAAGAGGUCGUGGUCGAAACCUUUGAUGGAGAUACACCAAUGAACGAACGGAAUACCAUUCGUGACGAAGGGCGUAUCAUCUUUACGAACCCUGACAUGUUGCAUGUUACUAUCCUGCCGCAGGAGAGCUCGUGGCGUACAUUCCUACAAAACCUCAAAUUCGUUGUCGUUGAUGAACUUCAUGCGUAUAAUGGUCUCUUCGGAUCUCACGUAGCCUUCGUUAUGCGACGGCUGCGAAGGAUUUGCGCGGCUGUAGGAAAUCGCCACGUGAAGUUUAUUUCGUGUUCAGCUACUGUGGCCAACCCGGAGGCACAUAUGAAGACUAUUUUCGGAGUUGAUGACGUCCGAUUGACUGAUAUUGACGGCUCACCUGCAGGCCGGAAGGAAUUUAUCUGUUGGAACACGCCAUACAAAGACCCGCAUGAUCCUACAUCUGGUAGAGGAGACAGUAUUGCAGAAGCGGCACGACUGUUCUGCCAACUUAUUUUGCGUGGUGUCAGGGUCAUAAUUUUCUGCCGGAUAAGGAAACAAUGCGAAAUCAUGUUGGCAGCGGUGAAGAGUGAAUUCCAGACUGUGGGAAGGCCAGAGGUAGCGAACUUGGUUAUGGGCUAUCGUGGCGGUUAUAGCCCGCAGGACAGACGCCGAAUUGAAAAGGAAAUGUUCGAAGGGAAGUUGAUGGGGAUUGUUGCGACCAAUGCACUCGAGCUUGGAGUUGACAUUGGUUCGCUGGACGCCGUCAUAACUCACGGCUUCCCCUUUUCGAUAUCGAAUCUUCGUCAGCAAAGUGGACGAGCUGGUCGGCGAAAUAAAGAUUCGUUAUCAGUUUUGAUCGGAGACGGAUUUCCAACCGACCAGCAUUAUAUGAGCAAUCCAGAUGAGAUAUUUACCAAGCCGAACUGCGAAUUACAGGUAGAUUUGACGAAUGAACUUGUGUUAGAAGGACACGUCCAAUGUGCAGCAUUCGAGAUGCCACUCAGACCGGAAGAAGACAAGGUUUAUUUUGGUGAACAGCUUGAAGAAUUUGCGUCUACCCGUCUCGUCAAGGAUGCACUUGGAUACUAUCACUGCAAUGAACGAUUUCGACCCAAGCCGUCAGAAUUUGUAUCGCUACGAGACAUGGAAGACAGCGCCUUUGCAGUGAUCGAUAUCACGCACAAUAGGAAUAUUGUGCUCGAGGAAGUGGAAGUCUCCCGAGCUUUUUUCACCAUCUACGAAGGCGGCAUCUUCAUGCACCAGGGCCAGACAUACGUAGUGCGAGAGCUCAAUACAGAGAAACGUCUUGCAAAAGUUGUGCAAGUCCAGGUCGACUGGAACACGCAGCAACGCGAUUAUACAGAUAUUGACCCCAUCGAGACAGAAGCCAUUCGCCAUAUUGCUACUUCGUCGCGGGCUUUCUAUGGAGUGAUCCAAAUACACUCCGUCGUAUACGGAUUCUUCAAAAUCGACAAGCGCGGCCGAGUACUUGAUGCCGUGCAGGUCGACAACCCACCUAUCGACACGUUCACCAAAGGAAUGUGGCUUGACGUGCCCAAACGGGCAUUUGAAAUCCUCGAAUCAAGACGCCUCAACAUCGCAGCAGCCAUUCACGCGGCGGAGCACGCCGUUCUAUCCCUGUUCCCGACAUUCGUCAUUUCGCUCCCAGGCGACGUUCGCACUGAAUGCAAAGUGGCCAAGAAAGAACUCGGCAAGAAUCUGAAACGGGCAAACGAGGCUCUUUCCACGCCUUCUAGAACCACCAGUGCUUUCACACCUUCUUCGAACAACAAGAAAAAUCCAAACCUUGAACCUCCGCAUCGCCAGCGGCCCGCCCGUCUGACAUUCUAUGACGCCAAAGGGGGCACAUCCGGAUCGGGGCUUGCCCUCAAAGCCUUUGAGUUUAUUGACACCUUACUCCACCGCGCCAUCAAACGUAUCGAAGCAUGUUCCUGCAUCACGCCUCAAGGCUGCGUGGAAUGCGUAUGCGACGAGCGCUGCAAAGAGCGGAACGUGGUCAUGAGCAAAGCCGGGGCUGGCGUGGUGCUGAAAUGCCUGUUGGGGUUGGAGAAGGAUAUUGAUAUUGACGCAUUGCCGUGGGGAGAGGAUGAUGUAAAUAACAUUACUGGUACAAAUCAUACUGGUGGUGGUAGUGGUGGGAUGAUUGUGGAGAGGGAAAUAGUAGGUGGAUACGAGACGGUUGUUUUGGCGAGGGAGGUUAGGGCUAGGAACGGUUGUGAGGUGAGGGUAUAUUCAUGA